UUCAAAAACCCUACUGCAAAUCUCUUAAACCUUCGCUUCCACAUAUUUCUUCUCCUCCUCCUCCGUUGCUUGUGGAAUACUCUGUUUCAGUGAGACCAAAUGCAUAGGCUUUCGAAGCGCUCCGUCAAUUCUCUCCUUCGCAGCUCAACCGCUGCACGCUAUCGAGAUGUUGCUGCUCCAAUUUCUUCUUCCCAUUUCUUUUACCAAUCGGCGGAUGCUGAUAGUAAAGGUAGAUGGUAUUCAGUAUUGACUUCAGGAAGAUGUGAUGUCAUUGAAUCCACAAAGCCAUUUAAAACAAGAAAUGAGCCUUUUUUGGGUUGCCGAUUUGAGUCAACAGCUGCGGCAUCUGAUGCAUCUGACUCACCAUCUGAGAAGUUUGAGUAUCAAGCAGAGGUCAGUCGCCUCAUGGACCUUAUUGUUAACAGUCUGUACAGCAACAAGGAGGUUUUUCUUAGGGAGCUUAUCAGUAAUGCAAGUGAUGCCUUGGACAAGUUGAGGUUUCUUGGUGUUACUGAGCCUGAGCUUUUGAAGGAUGCAGUUGAUCUUGAUAUUCGCAUCCAAACCGAUAAAGAGAAUGGCAUUAUUACCAUAACGGACUCAGGAAUUGGUAUGACUCGCCAAGAACUUGUUGACUGCCUUGGCACUAUUGCACAAAGUGGAACUGCAAAGUUUCUAAAGGCUCUGAAGGACAGCAAGGAUGCUGGUGCUGACAGCAAUUUAAUUGGUCAAUUUGGUGUUGGAUUCUACUCAGCUUUUCUUGUUUCUGAACGAGUUGAAGUCUCAACAAAAAGCCCAAAGUCUGACAAGCAAUAUGUCUGGGUUGGAGAGGCCAAUUCUAGCACAUAUACCAUUCGAGAGGAGACUGAUCCUGCAAAACAACUUCCUAGGGGAACCCGUCUCACUCUAUAUCUUAAGAGGGAUGACAAAGGAUAUGCACAUCCGGAAAGAGUAGAAAAGCUUGUGAAAAACUACUCACAGUUUGUUUCAUUCCCUAUUUACACAUGGCAAGAGAAGGGAUUUACAAAAGAGGUUGAAGUUGAUGAAGAUCCAGCAGAAGCCAAUAAGGAAGGACAAGAUGAGACAGCUGAGAAAAAGAAGAAAACUAAAAAAGUUGUGGAGAAAUAUUGGGACUGGGAGCUUACAAACGAGACUCAGCCAAUAUGGCUUCGAAGCCCUAAGGAAGUGAGUAAAGAGGAGUAUAAUGAGUUCUACAAAAAUACUUUUAAUGAAUAUCUGGAGCCUCUUGCUUCUUCACACUUUACAACCGAGGGAGAAGUGGAGUUCCGGUCUGUACUUUUUGUGCCAUCUGUAUCUGGAAUGGGCAAGGAUGACAUGAUAAAUCCCAAGACAAAGAAUAUAAGGCUAUAUGUGAAGCGAGUUUUUAUAUCUGACGACUUUGAUGGUGAACUAUUCCCACGCUACCUGAGUUUUAUCAAAGGUGUCGUUGACUCAAAUGAUCUUCCACUUAAUGUAUCACGAGAGAUUCUUCAAGAAAGUCGCAUUGUUCGCAUCAUGAGGAAGCGGUUGGUGCGGAAAGCAUUUGAAAUGAUUCAGGGCAUUGCUCUCAGUGAAAACAGAGAUGACUACGAGAAGUUCUGGGAGAACUUUGGGAAGCACCUAAAAUUGGGAUGCAUUGAAGAUCGUGAAAACCACAAGCGUAUUGCUCCACUUUUACGUUUUUUCUCUUCUCAAAGUGAAAAUGAGAUGAUCAGCUUGGAUGAAUAUGUUGAGAACAUGAAACCAGAUCAGAAGGACAUUUACUAUAUUGCUUCUGAUAGUGUGACGAGUGCAAGGAACACUCCUUUCCUGGAAAAACUUCUUGAGAAAGAUCUUGAAGUUCUGUUCUUAGUUGAUCCCAUUGACGAGGUUGCUGUCCAAAAUCUCAAAGCAUUUAAGGAGAAAAACUUCAUUGACAUUAGCAAAGAGGACCUAGAUUUAGGUGAUAAGAAUGAAGAUAGGGAAAAGGAGAUAAAACAGGAGUUUGGGCAAACAUGUGAUUGGAUAAAGAAACGGCUAGGGGACAAGGUUGCUAGUGUACAGAUCUCACAUCGUUUGAGCAGUUCUCCUUGUGUUCUUGUAUCAGGAAAGUUUGGUUGGUCAGCUAAUAUGGAGAGGCUGAUGAAGGCCCAAACUGUUGGUGAUACCUCCAACCUGGAGUUCAUGAGGAGUAGAAGAGUCUUUGAAAUCAAUCCUGAACAUCCUAUCAUUAGAACCUUAACUGAAGCCUGCAGGAGUACUCCAGAUGAUGAAGAAGCCUUGAGGGCCAUUGAUCUUUUGUAUGAUGCUGCAUUGGUUUCUAGUGGUUUCACUCCUGAGAAUCCAGCACAACUGGGAGGGAAGAUAUAUGAGAUGAUGAACUUUGCCCUUGCUGGCAAGUGGGGAACUGUUAGUGAGUAUCAGCAACAAGCAAACCAGCAGCCACACAUCCCAGAAACAGUCGAAGCAGAAGUCGUUGAGCCUGUUGAAGCUGGUGGACAGAAAUAAAAUCAGUAAUUUUCCAUUAGUUUGUAAUAUAAUAGUUGAGGCUUCUGAGAGAUAAUAUUGAGAGACCCUAUUGAUGAGCAGAUCAGUCUGAAGUAAAAGGGACUUAUUAAGCAUUAUCAUUCCGUUGAAUUGAAAUCUUAAAAAUAGAAUAGGAAUCUUGUUUACUACUAUUCGAAUGGAGCUUCAUUUUUCUGGGGUUCUUAAUAGAAGUUCGAUUCCUCGGUAA
Solanum stenotomum is the source of this 2710-nucleotide messenger RNA. Its product is annotated as heat shock protein 90-6, mitochondrial. The coding region runs from base 100 to 2484 and encodes 794 amino acids. NCBI's taxonomy places the organism in Eukaryota, Viridiplantae, Streptophyta, Magnoliopsida, Solanales, Solanaceae. The record is from RefSeq and is a predicted model, not a curated record. The transcript is spliced from 20 exons. Gene Ontology annotation, molecular function: ATP hydrolysis activity; ATP binding; ATP-dependent protein folding chaperone. Gene Ontology annotation, biological process: protein stabilization; cellular response to heat; protein folding. Gene Ontology annotation, cellular component: cytosol; plasma membrane; protein-containing complex.